Messenger RNA from Lolium perenne, 1143 nucleotides. The record is from RefSeq and is a predicted model, not a curated record. NCBI's taxonomy places the organism in Eukaryota, Viridiplantae, Streptophyta, Magnoliopsida, Poales, Poaceae.
AUGGUAACAGAGAGGAUAUGCUCACAGCUCUACCGAGCUGAUCCACUCUCAGCCAAGAACCAAGCCAGCCAAGUUUCUUUAGCCCAGCCCAGUUUCCAUCGUGGAGCAAGUUUCCCUGUACGUCUUCUUCUUCCUGUACGAACCCCUCCAUGGCCGCAUGAUCUUCUUCCCCUUCUGGAUGCUUGCCACCUGCCUCCUUUCCAAGACACCAGGAGAGCUCCACAGAACCCUAGCUCGCUCCUCCCUCGCCCUCGCCGCGCCGCACCAUCGUUAUCCCCACCUUGCUGUUUCUUCGUCUGUGAGUUGAGAGGGUUUUUACCUGGAGUUUUUGCCGACCACCGCCGUCGCCAUGAGCCACCUCGAGCUGACCUGAGUAGGGGAAAAGAACCCCCUCUGCUUCCUCUUCUUCCUGGACGUCGCCACGGAGCAGGACACGCCAAGGACUGCCCGAGCUCGUCCACCUCUGCUGUCGUCUACCCGGCCAUCCUCUUCUUCCUCUACGCCGGCCGCCUCCGCCGCUUCCACCUCGCCACCAGCCACCCCAGGGUGAAGUCCGAGUGCAAAGAAGCAACUCUGCCCUGUCCGCACCUGACCGGCGCCAUUGCAGUCCACGGUGACCAAGCACGACGGCACGGAGCGGAUGCAGCAGUGGAUCUCCGCGAGCAAGAUAUGGAUGACGGCAGCCGUGGAGACGACCGCGAGUGUGUGCCGGUAGUCAUGGUUCGCCUUUUGUAUUGCAGGUUAAUUAGUACUGGGUGAAAUCACGGAGACCUCGAUUUGAACCAGAUCCGAGCUCCAGAGCUCCUACCCCACCUCCCCGCGCUAGAGAUCUUCCCCACGCAACUUGUACUCUGCUUUCGGGUCGCCCGUCGUCAUCGCGGAGCCGCACGUCGCAGAGCCGCCGUCGUGGAGGAGGUCGAGCCCCAGGAUGCGGCGAGCUUGGUCAACGGGGGCAGCCCUAGAACCUUGUACCCAUGCGCGCCACUGCCGGGAGCACCUCGCAGCUGCACAGCGGAUUGGUUGCUUGAGGGGAAAGUGAAGGUGUUUCUUUUUACAUGUGUGGGACGAAGGGCUUAGUUUUUUUUUCUUUUGUUCGAUGGAACGCUUCGGGUGACUUGCCGGUGGCACUAUAUGUAAUUUUGA